Messenger RNA from Penaeus monodon (black tiger shrimp), 1370 nucleotides. Its product is annotated as protein vav-like. NCBI's taxonomy places the organism in Eukaryota, Metazoa, Arthropoda, Malacostraca, Decapoda, Penaeidae. Gene Ontology annotation, molecular function: guanyl-nucleotide exchange factor activity; protein binding. Gene Ontology annotation, cellular component: cytoplasm. Bases 12 to 1370 code for a protein of 452 amino acids. The record is from RefSeq and is a predicted model, not a curated record. The transcript is spliced from 11 exons. Gene Ontology annotation, biological process: regulation of GTPase activity; intracellular signal transduction; cell migration.
CGGGAGGCGAGAUGGCCGGCGAGGAACUGUGGCAGGAGUGUUGUCACUGGUUGGCGAGAAUAGAGCUUAUUACGAGAGAUCAUGUCCUUACAUCGGAAAAUGCUAAACUCGCGGACCUUUGUCGGUUUCUUAGAGACGGUGUGAUGAUCUGUAAAAUCCUCCACAUCUUGGACGAAGGUUGCAUAGACCUGAGAGCGAUCAACCAAAGGCCUCAGAAUGCUCAGUUUUUGUGUAUGAAAAACAUCAGCAUCUUUCUGAGUACGUGUGAGAAGUUUGGCCUCCACAAAGAUGACCUUUUUGAACCGCAGAUGCUCUUUGAGCUCACCGACUUUGGAAAGGUUUUAUCAACUCUCUCCAAGCUUAGCAAAACCCCAAAGGCUCAGCAGCUGCAAGUGGAAGGAUUUCCACUUGUUAAUGGAAGAUAUGAUGAGGCCAUAUAUGACACGCUUGUCAAAGACAUAGAGAACCACAAUGUAGAAGCUCCAAACACUCCAACUGUGUCUGCGGGGAACGGCCUCCGCUUUGGCACUAAUCACAACGCGUUAGGCCUUCCUUCUCGGAGACGGCACAACUCCGAUGAGGCAGUCUAUGAAUCGCUAUGUUAUGUGACUCUCAAGCCAAAGGAGGAACUGGCCAGGGACUUACCGAGGGAGAAACGAGACCUUUGCCUGCAGGAGCUCAUAGAGACUGAAAACAAUUAUGUCGAAGCACUCGAGAUGCUCACGAAUAAGUUCCUCAGACCACUUAGAGAACUAAUUGAAGAAAGUCAGAUUGUGAAAAUUUUUUCAAAAAUACCGGAAUUAGCCAAGAUUCAUAGAAUUCUACAUCAGGGUCUAAAGAAAGCACAAAACAACCCCCAUGCCUACAGUGUGUCUCAAGUCUUCCUUGAUAACCAGGAAAAGCUUUUAGUUUAUGGAGAGUAUUGUGCUAAUCUCACCUCAGCUCAGCAAGAGUUAGAAGACACUAUGAAGAACAAUGAUGCUGCACGACAAAAGAUUCAGGAAUGUCAGAAGGAAGUCAGUAAAGGAAGGCACCAGUUACGAGAAUAUUUAGUUGUGCCUCUACAGAGAAUUUUGAAGUAUCACCUUUUAUUACGAGAACUUAUUAGAUACACAUCAGCAAACCAUCCAGAUUUAGAGAACUUAAAAAAGGCACAUGAAGCAAUGAUGGAUCUAGCUGACUAUAUCAAUGAGGUUAAACGAGAUAAUGAAAUGCUACAAAUAAUUGAAGACAUUCAGACAAGUAUCAUGGACAUUCCUGAGGAACUAAGACGAAGAGAGGAACUUGGGAAACUAAGGCUGGACGGAGAAAUAAAGAUUGAAUGUCACCCAGAACCCAAUAAGAAAAGAUACGUUUUCGCUUGUUUUUAG